AUGAGCAGCGCCCACCCGCGUGGCCUCGAGGAAGGCGAUGACGCCGACUUGAAAAACAUGCGCCUGUACAACAUUCUCGGUGUGAAGAAGAAGGCCAACGACGAGGAGAUCAAGAAGGCGUACCGGAAGCUCGCCCUCCGCUACCACCCCGACAAGAAUCUCGAUGGCGACCAGGAGAAGACGGAUAAGUUCAAAGAAAUCAACUACGCCAACUCAGUGCUCUCAAAUUCUCAGAAGCGAAAGAUUUACGACUUAUACGGAGAUGCGGGCUUGAAGCUGAUGGACCAGUUCGGGGACGACGAGCGGAUGUUGCGCUGGAUGUUGAACCCGUGGUUCAAGUGGAUAUUCCUCGGAUUGGCCGUCGUCACCGGGUGCUUCUGCUGCUGUUGUUGCGGUUGCUUGUUCUGCUGUAACUGCUGCUGCAAUUUCUGCUGCGGACGCUGCAAACCGGGCGACGAUAGCACGCAAGAAAUGCCGCCCGACGACCCGUCAUUCGAGGCGCCAAACGGCAGCUCCCCGACGCCGAUCAUCAUCGCCCAGCCGGCCCCUCCCAGCGACACCCCCAUCGUGCUCGGCCCGAGCUCCAUUCAAGUGACCGUCGUCGACGAGAAUCACGAGCAAAAGGUGACGUUCGUAAGGCGAGAUGACGUGGUGUCGGACCCCUCUUCCACGGCCAUGCGCGACAUCAACAAUGUCGAC
Messenger RNA from Mesorhabditis spiculigera, 699 nucleotides. The record is from the annotation of a GenBank genome assembly. Lineage: Eukaryota; Metazoa; Nematoda; Chromadorea; Rhabditida; Rhabditidae.